This is a messenger RNA of Cuculus canorus (common cuckoo), 2231 nucleotides long. It is a transcript of the gene VPS33B, whose product is annotated as VPS33B late endosome and lysosome associated. Gene Ontology annotation, biological process: intracellular protein transport; vesicle-mediated transport. Bases 122 to 2032 code for a protein of 636 amino acids. Gene Ontology annotation, cellular component: CORVET complex; lysosome. The transcript is spliced from 22 exons. The record is from RefSeq and is a predicted model, not a curated record. NCBI's taxonomy places the organism in Eukaryota, Metazoa, Chordata, Aves, Cuculiformes, Cuculidae.
CCGGCGCGGGCAAUAAACAAGUGCGCACCGAGCGUCCAGUGUUGCCGUGGCGGCGGGCGCUUCCGGCGCGCGGUUCGGGGCGGCCCCUCGGCCCUGCUCGGGGGUUCCGGACCGCGCCGCCAUGGCCGCCGCUGGCAGCAGCGACGCGCCCGAGCCGCCAGACUUCGGCAUCCUGAAGCGGCUGGCGAGGGACCAGCUCAUCUACCUGCUGGAGCAGCUCCCGGGGAAGAAGGACCUGUUCAUCGAGGCCGACCUGAUGAGCCCCCUGGACCGCAUCGCCAGCGUCUCCAUCCUGAAGCAGCACGAGGUGGACAAGCUGUACAAGGUGGAGAGCCGGCCAGUCCUCAACACCAGUGACCACAGGUUCUGCUUCCUCGUCCGGCCCCGGAUCAAGACAAUGAGGUAUAUUGCUGAUAUUGUCAAUGCUGACAAGAUGUCGGGGAGGAGCAGGAAGUACAAGAUUAUCUUCAGCCCACAAAAGUUUUAUGCUUGCGAGAUGGUGCUGGAGGAAGAGGGAGUCUUUGGUGAUGUCACCUGCGAUGAAUGGUCCUUCUACCUGCUGCCCCUGGAUGAGGACAUCAUCAGCAUGGAGUUGCCUGAGUUCUUUCGCGACUACUUCUUGGAGGGAGAUCACCGCUGGAUCAACUCCAUUUCUCGAGCCCUGCAGUUGCUGAACUCCCUGUAUGGGCCUUUUGGCAAGGCCUACGGGAUUGGCAGAUGUGCCAAGAUGAGCUACGAGCUGUGGCAGGACCUGGAGAAGGAGAGCGAGGGCGACAGCCAAGGCAGGAAGCCUGAAAUUGGCAACGUCUUCCUCAUGGACAGAGACAUGGACUACGUGACGACGCUGUGCUCUCAAGUGGUCUACGAGGGGCUGGUGGAUGAUACCUUCCGCAUCAAGUGUGGGAGCGUGGAUUUUGGGCCAGAGGUCACCUCUUCUGACAAGAGCAUUAAGGUGCUGCUCAAUGCCCAGGACAAAGUAUUCAACCAGAUUCGGAACGAGCACUUCUCCAGCGUUUUUGGCUUCCUGAGCCUGAAGUCACGUAACCUGCAGGCGCAGUAUGACCGGCGCCGUGGCAUGGACAUCAAGCAGAUGAAGAAUUUUGUCUCCCAGGAACUGAAGGGAUUAAAGCAAGAGCAUCGCCUACUGAGCCUGCAUAUCGGUGCCUGCGAGUCCAUCAUGAAAAAGAAAACCAAGCAGGACUUCCAGGAAAUGAUCAAGGCUGAACACUCUCUGCUGGAAGGCUUCGACAUCCGAGAGAGCACCAGCUUCAUAGAGGAGCACAUUGACCGGCAGGUGUCCCCCAUCGAGAGCUUGCGCCUGAUGUGCCUCCUCUCCAUCACGGAGAACGGUCUCAUCCCCAAAGAUUACCGGUCCCUGAAAACCCAAUACCUGCAGAGCUACGGGCCUGAGCACUUGUUGACCUUCCACAACCUCAAGCGCAUCGGGCUGCUGACCGAGCAGUCGGCCGGAGAGACGCUGACCGCUGUGGAGAGCAGAGUCAGCAAGCUGGUGACAGACCGUGCUGCCGGAAAGAUCACAGAUGCAUUUAAUUCUUUGGCCAGAAAGAGCAAUUUUCGAGCUAUAAGCAAGAAGCUGGGGUUGAUCCCACAGGUGGACGGAGAGUACGACCUGAAAAUGCCUCGGGACAUGGCUUAUGUUUUCAGCGGAGCCUACAUCCCCCUGAGCUGCAAGAUCAUUGAGCAUGUGCUGGAGCGACGGAGCUGGUCGGGCCUGGAGGAGGUCGUGCGGCUGCUCAACAGCAAUGAGUCUGUCAUCUCAGACAGCACUGCAGAGGACAACCCUGCCUGGGAGGCUCAGCGCAUGGUCCUCGCCGUCUUCCUGGGUGGCUGCACCUUCUCUGAAAUCGCCGCACUCCGGUUCCUGGGGAAGGAGAGAGGUAGGAGCUGUAGCAGGGUGAUACCUGCUGAGAGGUGGGCAGUGGGAGCUCUGGAGCUCCCAGGGUGCUGCCAGUGGCUGUGCUGGGAGCCAGUGGUGGCUAAAGCUGAAGGGGAAGGGACCAGUGGAGUUUGAGACCCCUCCAGGCUGGUGCUCCCAGGGAGCAUUCCUAGGCUGAGAACUGGCUGGGAGCACUGACUGCCCCACGGUGCUGUGGGGCUGAGUCAUAGAAUUGUAGAAUGGUUUGAGUUGGAAGGGGCCGUAAAGAUACCCCUGCCAUGGACAGGGACACCUACCACAAGAGUCCCACAGCUCUGCCCCACGGUGCUGUGGG